AUGGUAUAUGAGCCGCCUCACAUCGACUCCACGCUUUCCGUGACCGUCGAAGAGGGUCAGACACUCCGCUUGAAAUGCACAGCCGGGGAAGGAAUUGACGAGGAGACGCUAAAAUUCGAACGAGAACUAGAGGAAGUUCAUGGAAAACGCACACCGAGAAGCGUCAGUCAACACAUAUUUAACUUCGAUGAUACAGCUCACAGUGGUUUGUACGAGUGCUUUGCACGGACCAAGUCGGGAGAAGAGCACUCUCGAAAGAUGAGAGUUUCCACAAAGAUGCGAUCCCGGCUACGUGGGACAGCAAUGCGAGCACCUCCUUGUAAAAGAUUACUAAUUACAACCGCGAAGGUUGUCGCUGGCGCCGGAGGAACUCUCAAUGUAGUGCUUAUUUUCCUCACUGUACUCUUCGCUACUUUAUUUAUCAAAGAAAGACAAUAUAUUUGCUCAUGGCAGGAAAACAAGAAGCAGCAAGUUGUACACGUGCUCAGUCGAAGGCAAAGCGUUUACGACUCCUACGAUCUCAACAGUUUCACUCAGUGGAAGAGCAAGACGUUCUUCGUAAAGCCGCACAAUCCCUACAACGACACAGAUGGGACGAGUAGGGAAAAAGUGCACCUCCAACGAUCUAACGCCUUCGACCGAUCGAUCCAUCGCUCAACGCGACCCUCAGCUUUUCGACGAUUCCGAAUCGCCAUAAGAGAUCGCCUCUCUGCCAAACCGAGCGGAAUCUCAGCAGAGACGCCUCCAAUCCUCCAAUCACAUAAUGCUCUGGAUUUGCGUUGA
Ostertagia ostertagi is the source of this 783-nucleotide messenger RNA. The record is from the annotation of a GenBank genome assembly. NCBI's taxonomy places the organism in Eukaryota, Metazoa, Nematoda, Chromadorea, Rhabditida, Trichostrongylidae.